AUGGCGAUUAUAGAACUGCCACGGCUUCCAAGAUUAUCAGUACCUCGCUUCAGAGAACCUAGAGAAAUAGCAAGAAACAAAAGAGUAAAAACAAGCGGCGCAAAAGACAGCAGCGACGAGAAUAUAAUGAUGAAAAGCAUGCCAUACAAGCCAGAGAAGAAACACUUGUGCAAAUAUUUUGUAAAAAAUGCAUGUAUACGAGGCAGCAAUUGCACUUUUUCACAUGAUCUGUCAAAGUUCCCGUGCAAGUUAUUCCACAUAAAGAAAAACUGUAGAAGAAAGAACUGUCAAUUUUCGCACGCUCCUAUUUCAGACGAGGAAGUGAGAUUAUUGGUUUCUGACGGAUGGGAACUGGAAAAAGAAGAAAAAGAAGAAGUAUUUAUUUCUCCUUUCUUAUAA
Molecule: messenger RNA, 399 nt
Organism: Nematocida parisii ERTm1
Lineage: Eukaryota; Fungi; Microsporidia
Exons: 1
Coding region: 1-399 (132 amino acids)
Biological process (GO): negative regulation of DNA-templated transcription
Cellular component (GO): nucleus
Molecular function (GO): RNA binding; metal ion binding
Source: RefSeq, a predicted model, not a curated record